Molecule: messenger RNA, 3509 nt
Organism: Penicillium brasilianum
Lineage: Eukaryota; Fungi; Ascomycota; Eurotiomycetes; Eurotiales; Aspergillaceae
Source: the annotation of a GenBank genome assembly
CGUUGCCUCAAAGUUGGGAUAUUUCCCAUCUGCGACCAUGCUGCUUCGAACAAGCCUGCGGGCUCGUCUAUUACGACCUGCCGGGCUCCGCACUGUGCGCUUCAAGUCUUCAGCACCGCUUAUUCGCAUCGAGAAUGGGACUUUCUACAAGGAAUAUCCGACCGAAGAUAAUGCGGCAACCAAUCUCCCUCUGUACCCGAAUCUCAACUUCACUCUGCCCUCCGACAGGGUAACCUCUCCCGAGCAGCAAGCCUCCUUGCAGCAUUGGGCCGUCAUUGGACCUUCGGGGCGAACGGAUUUACUCGACAUUUUCCGUGGCCAGCAUAUCUCAAUCCCUCCAACCGCCCGAUCAUAUCCCUACCUCCUCUCCGAUGAAAUUGCGGCAAAGGACCCCCGGCUGCGCAUUAUUGGAAAUGCGAUUCAAUACAUUGGAUUCAGCGGUGAAGGAUCUGGUGCCAUUGGGGGCACACGUGGCGCAUAUUUGAGUGCGCGCUACGAGAGCCUUCGCGAGGAGACAGAUUGGACGGUGGAGCAAUUCCUACGGGGGCAGACAUCGCUAAAUCCUCCAGAGGGAGAAGAAAAUGGUACCUUGAAGGAUGAGCAGUUGCUUCAAGAAGUUGUCACUGAUCUGCACCUCGAGCCGCUGCUUAACAUGCCAGUCGCAAAUUUGAGUAACGGACAAACGAGACGGGCACGCAUUGCCAAGGCCCUGCUGGAGAAGCCGGAACUGUUGCUUCUCGAUGAGCCAUUCAUGGGGUUGGACCCGGCCACCGCCCGAAGUAUUUCAAAUCUACUUCACCGACUGGCAGAGAAACAAUCACCCCGACUGGUGCUGGCACUUCGUCCUCAGGAUCGCGUUCCAGACUGGAUUUCUCAUAUGAUUCUGGUGGGAAAAGACCACCAGGUCCUUCAGCAAGGGACGAAGUCGGAGGUUCAUGCGAUCCUUGAAGCUUGGCAGACGAUGCCAGUAAAAGGAUACAGAAUUCCCAAGGACGCUGAAAAAAGGGACAAAUUACUUGAGUUUCGCGCCCACAUGGAAUCGGGGAAUCUCGAUGAGCAGUUACUCCAGGACUUUGCGUUGGACCAGACAAAGAAGUCUCCCAAACAAGGCGCAACAAAUUUAGGCGGGGAGGCUCUGAUUGAAUUGGACGGGGUUCGUGUCCAGUAUGGCGACAAGGUCGUGUUAGGUGACUGGAAACAGAAGGUGGGCGACGAAAUCAAGGAUGGCCUUCACUGGCGCGUGCGCCGCGGCCAACGUUGGGCAAUUCUCGGUGCGAACGGUUCCGGGAAGACGACACUACUGUCCUUGAUCACAUCCGAUCAUCCACAAGCAUAUUCACAGCCCAUCAAAAUGUUCGGUCGCUCUCGUCUUCCUGAGGCGGGCAAGCCCGGAAUCUCCAUUUUUGAACUUCAAUCUCGUCUCGGUCAUUCAUCACCUGAGAUUCAUGCCUUCUUCCCGCGCCAAUUGACCAUCCGCCAGGCUCUGGAGUCGGCAUUUGCGGAGACCUUCCUAUCAAAACCAAAUUUGGACCACGAGAAAGAUCUCGAUGUGAGUGCAGCUCUUCGGGCUUUCAAGGCUGAGCUUGACCCCGACACCUCACAUGAAGAAGCGCCCCUGGUUUCUCUAGAUAAGAUGUUCCCCAAACUCGAGCCGGAAGGAACAAGCAAGUCCAAAAAGAAGCUUGGCACCGGUUUCUACAUGCCCCUGGAAUACCAGGUUGACUAUGCCGACAACGUCAAGUUUGGUGAGCUGAGCACUGCACAGCAACGAAUCGUAUUGUUCCUGCGUGCUAUGAUCCACAAACCGGACAUUGUCAUCCUCGAUGAACCAUUCUCGGGCUUGACAGCCUCACAGCGCGACAAGUGCUUACAGUUCAUUGAUAAAGGAGAAGCCCUUCUGGGCUCGGCUAUUCCUCGUGGCUUCCAAUUGCGACACCGCGGUCUCUCGGACGACCAGGCCUUGGUGCUGAUCAGCCAUGUCAAGGAGGAAAUCCCCGACAGUGUGCGGUAUUAUCUGCGCCUCCCGUCUGAACUCGGCGAAGGCGCUGAACCUGUCGAUUUCCGCGCCGGCAUGCUCAAGACUUCCAGUGUACUGAGUAACCCGAAAGUCUGGGAUUUGGUGUGGUCCCCCGCAGAAAAAUUCCUCCAAAAGAGCCAGAAGACUACGCUGCAUCGAAAGCCGGAGAAUAUCGCAAACAAUGACUACGAGAGGUUUGGAUAUUACACGAUAUAGAGCAGUUCUGAUGUAUAGCUAGUUUGAAGGUUGGGCCUCUAGACUUUGUAUGAUAGAAUCUCAAUGAAACAUAGUGAAAUCUCUAUAUCAGGUUACUGGCAGGCCAAAACGGUCAACCGGCAUGACAAACCAAUUCUCACUCGAUUAACAUUCUUUUUGCUUGGAAGUCGGAAUCUAGCGACAAGAAAAGAUGGUCUAGCUACAAACUCUUGAAGUCCCGAUUUUUGGAAAUCUUAUUAAGGAGCUAUCCUAAUUAGCCUUAGUAUGUCGUGCGAGCUAACUUUUUUUGACGUGGUAAUCACAUAUCCAAUUGGAUCUCCAUGAAUGACUUCGCGACUAUCCAAACACCAACGCCCUGACCUCAAUGCUUUCCCGCGGCUUUGCGUCAGCAGGAGUAUUCGGGUCAACGAAUGCCGUAUGUGCGACACGCUUGGCCACUCCAACCUGGCUAUCGAAACAUUUGAGAAGGAGCCUCUCAUCAUUAUCCAGACCAGAGCAGUAUUUCCACUCUGUCUUGGGGUUGUACUUAACGCCCAUGAUCUCCCCAUUGAAGGUUGGAUACCGGUGUUGAAUGGUAACAAAGUCGUCGUCCUCAGUCGACGCUGCAGAGGCGAAUGCCAAGGGCGAAGAUUCUACGACCCCGUUAAUAGGUCGCCAGACAUUGAUGAUGCGAUAGCGUCCCUUCAAGUACUUCUCAGCCAGCUCUGGAUCCGAUACAUGCUUGCGCACGCGCGAUUGAGUGGACCGUUCGGUUUGGUCUGCGUGGACUUGGUUAACUGGUUGCCGCGGGGCGUUGGGGUUUGCGCGGCGUAUAGUAUGAUCGAACAAGAUGAUGGAGUGGGCACCGGGGACGGAGUCAAGUAGCAAUCGCUCCACCUCGGGGUAGUAUAUCUCCCGAACGGCUUCGUCGGAAUCAAAGGUCUCGUACGUGGCUGACGAUGGGAUGUUCUUCAAGACUUGGAAUGCGUCCCGGUCGAGGGAGUAUUGGUCUUCGCUCCCUCGGAUGUCGUGGAUGAAAACUUUCCGAGUGUCGCCUGAAUAAUUGCGCCAUGGUUCUCCAGCUGGUGGCUCCUCUACGUAAUUGUAUGGAGAUGCACCAUCCUUAGGGGCCUGGAAGAAUACUAAUUCUGCUUCGAUGGCGUGGCUCGUCAUCGUAUAAAGCCCUGGUUCUUAGGGGUCAAGAGGUUGAGUUUUUGGUGAAGAGGAAACCAAGGCGGAAGGAUAGAACUUUAUGUCCCAAGCAGCGCUAUUUAUUCGAACUGUGCGGCGAUAUCCU